This is a messenger RNA of Adineta ricciae, 462 nucleotides long. The record is from the annotation of a GenBank genome assembly. Lineage: Eukaryota; Metazoa; Rotifera; Eurotatoria; Adinetida; Adinetidae.
AUGCCUUUUCUUUAUCGUCUCUCAUCUCAACAUUCUUUAUCAAUUAAAAAACUUAUUUUCGCUACAGAAAAGAGUCUACUCAUGCAACGACUCGUUGACUCCAGCAGUGGUGACAAUCAAUUAUUUUCAUUCACCGAACACACUAUUGAUGCAGAUGAACAGCUUAAUGAUAUCAUACAAGAGGAAGAACGUAAUCCUCAAUUCUUUGAUCUUGCUCACGGACUUGUUUUUCGAUGUCAUAUUAUUCACUAUGAACAAAUCCCUUUAAAUGAUCGUCUUUCUGAUAAAGGUGUAUUAGUUUUCAAUUUUCAUCACGCUCUAUUUGAUUUUCAAUCGAUGAACAUCUUUCUUCAUGAUCUUAAUCACGCUUAUACUACAGGCCAAUUAUCCAAUGACUACAACAAUACAUUACAAUAUCUUGAUUGUGUGUAUAAAAUUUAUCAUGUUUUCCUUUCGCAUUAA